Danio rerio (zebrafish) is the source of this 1849-nucleotide messenger RNA. Gene Ontology annotation, molecular function: DNA binding. The record is from RefSeq and is marked validated. NCBI's taxonomy places the organism in Eukaryota, Metazoa, Chordata, Actinopteri, Cypriniformes, Danionidae.
CAGGUCAGCGUCGGCGCCAUGUUGGACCGGGCAACUGCAACAGAACCUUGAGCUGGCGAAAGAAAAUGCCAGAUUCGUGUGCUGCUUGGGGAUGUAAAAACCGCCGCGCAGUCCAAACCAAAUCGCGAGGAAUUACCUUUCACAAGUUUCCUAAAGAGAACGUGUUGAGAAAGCAGUGGGAAAUCGCCUUAAAAAGGAAAGGUUUUUCAGCCAGUGAGUCCUCAGUGCUGUGCAGUGAACACUUCAGGCCACAGGACCUGGACAGGACAGGUCAGACUGUCAGGGUCAGAGAUGGAGCUAAACCCUCAGUCUUCAGUUUUCCAGCUCAUAUGCAAAAACACGUGACAGCCAGGAAAACUCAAACCUCAAUAAAGGCUGAAGAGCUUUAUGCAGUGAACAAAGAGACUACGCAGAAACAAGAGACUAAACCUCUGCCAAAUGUGGAUCACUCAUAUGCAUUACCUGCAGAUCUGCCAGGACUAAAGACCAAACUCGUGGAAGCCUUGGCUAGAGUGGAGAUUCUGGAGAGACACAUGAGGAACAUGAAGAAACGAGAACAGAGAGUAAAGAACAUGGUGCUGGCUGUGCUGAAGGAUCUGGGGGGAAAGAACCUCAUGAACAAAGAACUGAAACGCAAGCUCAGAAUCUACUUGAGGAAAAUGAAAGGUUGAAUUUUGGGUAUCUUCUGUUUACACUAUCCUUUUGUUGGAAUUCUUACAGGGAAUGAGUUUGAAGUUCUGAACUUAAAUGAAAGAUCAGAUACUAUGCAGGAUUUCUAUUCUAGUAUUUGACAGCUCAAGUUCAUUGUACACUUCUGUAGAUUGGAGUCCUGCAUUUGAUAUUUAUAUGAUGUGAUUUUUGAAGGAAAAGACUCAUCAACUCAAAAUGUAUGCAGAUUGAUUUGUUUGUUUGUGAAAUGAAGCUAUUCCUGUAUUUUUAUAAUUAUUGUGUGUAAAGAGAAAUAACUUAUGAGCAAAUAUUUAGAUAAUAAAUCAUUCAAUGUCUUUAUGGUUUUGAAAUGAAUUUUGUUUUGUAAUAUUUCAGUAGAUUUUUUUUUUAAAUUAUGAAAAAUGGCAGAAACUUGUGUAACAAAACAACAAUUGACUAAUGCGGUGUUUCUCAACCACGUUCCUGGAGAAGCACCAGCUUUCACAUUUUCAUGUCUCCUUAACCAAACACACCUGAUUUACAUCAUCAUCUCAAUCAUCAUCUCAUCUGUAAUGGGCGUGGCAGACAAAAAAGACAUCCAAAACAUGCAGUGCUGGUGCUCCUUCAAGGACAUGGUUGAGAAACACUGGACUAAUAUAUACGCUACACAUUAUAUUUUAAGAGAAACUAGUUUUAUGGAAUGUUUUAGAAAGGCAAGACUUUACACCCUUCAUGUUAGAAAAGUGGUAAAAAAAACUACAAAAAAAUGCUAAAGCUAUGCUAAAACAUGUUAGCAACAUUUCACUAUAUACAAAACCAACUUUUAAGAAGUUCAAGCUUGCAGACAAAGACUUGUCCAACCAAACUCCUAGGUUGUCAAGAAAUAUUAAUCGCUCUUUUUGUUCUGUAUUUUACCACCGCAAAUUUACUGUUUCUGCACUUCAUGCAGGUUAUCACAAAUACAUAUUUAUAAAAGGAAACUGAAAGUAUAUAGGAAAUGAGGAAUAUUUAAAGAAAUAAUAGUUAUCCUAAAUCACAUUUCUCUGUGGAAGUGGCAUGUUUAUUGUCCUGUUAAAGGACAAAUUCUCCCAAAUAAGAACGUCCUCAUUUACUCACACUCAAGUAGUUCAAUUCCUUUCUUCCACCAAACACAAAACAAGAUUUUGUGAAGAAUGUUGGGGAAAUGGCUAUUGACCUCCAU